AUGCCAACUUUCAAAUUACAGGAGCAGGUAUACCAACGCAUUGGGUCUCUACUGCCUGAGGAGACCUCUACGCCUAAAUUCCUUCAACUGUACUUUAUUGCAGACUACAAACUACAGGCCGAAACCAGGAUUGGUGUUUUGCCGCCGUCGGGAAGAAUUCCUCGCAGCGACGUCAUACUACUACUUCAGGCCAUGAUUCACGAGGUUAACAGCUACAUUCGCAAUUUCAAAUAUGCUUUGAAAAAUGCUCCCUUUACUUCCUUCAUUGUAAUUGAAGUCGACAAACCGCCUCAUGAUGACCACGAACGCCGCUACAAUGCUCCUGCUUGCAACGAAGUCGCCGCUAUUAUACAUGGGAAGGAAGAACGUAAUCGCUAUACUGUCCUCAAUCAAGAAGCGGCGCUCUUUGCAGGAUUUCAGAGACCCAUCGAUCAUAUGACACAUUUCAAUUCCCUUCACUUUUCCCUUGUGGUGAUGAUGGCUACCACUUCGGCAUUCCCCUUCAUACUCCGGGUAGCCAACCUACAACGUCUUCCAAAGCCUUAUCGUGCAAGGCCUUCUACUCAUACUGUUACAUGGUUAGGGAUGGAGACUAACAUACUUCAUAGAUGGAGGGAGCUUUUCCACCAGUUUGUGGUUGACAUGGCCGCUAAGAUGGAAUCAGAGUGGCUUUGUUUUAUACGGAAUCAUCAGAAACAGCUGCGGUCAGACUCCUACGUACACUUACGAGACAGCCUUCGAAAUGAAGUCAAUCCCCGCGACCUAUGGAAGCUGUGUAUUCUGCCCUCUACCUACACUGGGGGCCGCGUUACAUGCAUGAACGCACGCAGGACGCUAUGA
Messenger RNA from Acanthosepion pharaonis, 840 nucleotides. The record is from the annotation of a GenBank genome assembly. NCBI's taxonomy places the organism in Eukaryota, Metazoa, Mollusca, Cephalopoda, Sepiida, Sepiidae.